Molecule: messenger RNA, 1980 nt
Organism: Rhea pennata
Lineage: Eukaryota; Metazoa; Chordata; Aves; Rheiformes; Rheidae
Product: HLA class II histocompatibility antigen, DR alpha chain-like
Biological process (GO): immune response; antigen processing and presentation
Cellular component (GO): MHC class II protein complex; membrane
Source: RefSeq, a predicted model, not a curated record
CUGUGGUCUCCUUGCGUUGAGCCCUACAGGCUCCCAGCGCUGCCAGCAGCACCAGCGCCGCCCCGGCCCAGCACCUCCGGGCGCCCCGCACGCGGCUGGUCCCCAUGGCUGCUCAGAGGAGGCUGGAAAGGCGUCGGGACCCCGCGCGAGCCCAGUUCUGCCAGCUCGGGGCAUCGACCCGGGCCCUGCCCAAGCGGCAGCGGCUGGGGAGUCCCCGGCGGGGGGCCAGUGAGCGGCGGAGCUGAGCAGCAUCACGCGUCACCAGGCAGAGCCGGGCCCCGCCGGGCUCCCGCCGACACUUGUCCCCGGCGCCAGAGCAAAGGGCUCUCGCAACAGCCCCGGUGACGGAGGGGCGCCGGGGCCAGCCAGCGCGGCAAGGGCUGCCUGCCCCACGGCUGCCCCCCGCACCUCCACCCCCCUCGGAGCCCUCGUGAGGGGUGCUGGGGCAUGGGGGGGGACAGCACUCCCCUGCAGGGCCCUGUUGGGGUGUCCAUCCGUCUGUCUGCUCUGCAGGUGCUCCGGGCUGCCGCUCUGCCUGGGAACAGGCGAGUCAGCAUGGGGGCUCCCUCCUAUUGGCUGAGUGCUGGCAGGGUAGGGGGGGCCGUCCGCAGGCCAUGAGCUCCCCCUCCCCACAGGCCCGGGGCUGCCCGUCCCCAAGAGUGACGCCUGCCCCUCGCCGGGUACCGCUCUCGCUGCCCGGUGCCAGGAGAGGCCAUGGCCGGACGAGAGGCGUCUCGCUGGCCGUGCUGGUCCUGCUGGCCCUGCACAGCUCGGGGGCCGUGAAAGUGGGGAACAUGCUGCUCCAGGCUGAGUUCUACCAGCGGGCCGAGACGCUGCAGGAGGAGGCCGGGCAGUUCAUGUUCGACUUCGACGGGGACGAGCUCUUCCACGUGGACCUGCAGAAGACGGAGACCAUCUGGCGGCUGCCCGAGUUCGGGACGUUCGCCACCUUCGAGGCGCAGGGAGCCCUGCAGAACAUGGCUGUAGACAAGGGCAACAUGGAGAUCAUGAUGAAGAGGACAAACCGCUCUCAGGGAACCAUUGAACCUCCUGAGGUGACGGUCUUCUCAGAGGACCCCGUGGAGCUGGGAGACCCCAACGUGCUCAUCUGCUACGUGGACAAGUUCUGGCCACCCUUGAUCACCAUCAAGUGGCUGAAGAAUGGGCAGGUGGUGACGACCGGCGUCGUCGAGACCAUCUUCUACCCCCGGGAGGACAACGCCUUCCGCAAGUUCUCCUACCUGCCCUUCAUCCCCACCCGGGGCGAUUACUAUGAUUGCCAGGUGGAGCACUGGGGGCUGCCCAAGGCUGUCCUGAAGCACUGGGAGCCCCAGGUGCCCCUGCCCGUGUCCGAGAGCACCGAGACGCUGGUGUGCGCCCUGGGCCUGGCCGUCGGCAUCGUGGGCAUCAUCGUGGGCACCGUCCUCAUCAUCAAGGCCAUGAAGAUGAACAGCGCCCGCACGCGCGGGGUCCCUAGUGAGCAGGCAGAGCCUGGGGCGCCCUGCUGCCCCCCCCUGCAGCUGGACCCAUGUUGCCCCACAUUGCCACCCUCCCCCCCAGCAGCACCUCCCUCGCCAACCCGACAAGAGACCGCUCCAGAGCUCAACCCCGGUGCCGACCUGUCCCCGCACUUCGGGCCGCUCCAACUCGCUCCCUCGGGCUGGGGGGUGGGGGAGUGGGGAUUGCUGCAGAGCCCCAGGGUGUGUGUGUGGGCGGGGGUCUGGACAGGGCCCGGCCCCCCCCCACCCUCACCCCCCACAGCCCUUUCCAGAUGGGGACACGGCGUCUCCUCCCAGCCCAGAUGCAGGGGUCUCCCCUGCAGACCCCUGAUGGGACGGGAGGUGUCUCCUGCCCCACAACCCCCGCCCGCAACACACACACACGCACACACGCGUGCGCACGCGUGCGCGCAAUCCCGCACCCGCCGCGCCUGCUCUGCCGCUUCGUGAUUCCAAUAAAGCAGGUUGGGGUUGACCCUGC